AUGGAUUCCCUUACGGAUGUUCUGGUGACGGCGGACAGUUUACACGAUUCCACGCUAGAGGGUGAUUGGGAUGAAGCUUUGACGAUAUACAAAAACAAAGUGAGUAUUAUUCACGAUAAACCGAUCAACAACGCCGGCGACACAGUGUUGCAUGUGGCGGUGGAGGACUACAGAGGAGAUAUGGUGGAGAAGCUAGUAAUGGAAAUCACGAGAAGUGGGUCGUUGUCUGCGCUGGGAAAAAUGAAUGAUCGAGGAGAUACCCCACUGCACUGUGCAGCAUCAAUAGGGUCCCUCGAGAUGUGCAAGUGCAUCGCCGAAGCUCAACGGGACGCCCAACUGAUUGAAGCUCGCAACAAGAGAGGGGAGACUCCUCUCUUCUUGGCCGCUCUUCACGGCCAUAUGGAUGCUUUGCUUUACCUCCACUCUCGUUGCCCCGACCCAACUGCGCGCCUCUGGAGAAGAUCCAGAGCGAUGGAGAGAAUAUCCUUCACUGCACCAUCCGCCGAGACCACUUUGAGUUGGCAUUUCAAAUCAUUCAUCUUUACGGAGGGAGCGGAUGCAGAAAACCCAAGUUCCGACGGAUAUGAAAAUGUGCCGCCAAAUUAUUGGACAUGUUUUGACAUUUUCGCGCGUGCAUUCACCUUUGUUAUUCGGCCUGUCGUUACCCUUGGUAUGCACUCUCCAUCUCUACCUAAUUAUUCCUCCGGUUCCAAAUAUAAAACCUACUUUAUGACGCCAAAAUUAAUAUUCACUGGAACUACCGAAGGAGAUUCCACUGCGCCAUAUUCAUUGGAUUUAUCUGCAGGCGACGGAGAGAAGGAGGAAGAAUGGGACAGGAAGGAGUCGGCAUUAUUUAUAGCAGCGAAAAAUGGAAUUUUGGAAAUACUGGAGAAAAUUCUGAAGGAUAAACCAGGGGCUAUCCAUGAAACCAACUCGAAAGGCCAAAAUGUGUUGCAUAUAGCAGUCGAGUACAGGCAACCCUAUGUUUCUAAGCUUCUCAAGCAGCAGAGGCUGUGGCAUAAACUCCUUCAGUCGGUGGAUUUCGGUGACAAUAAUAUAUUGCACAUGGCGGCAAAGUACGAAUCGCAGUUUCAUCGGGGCCCUAGUGCCUUGCAGAUGCAACAUGACACCAAGUGGUAUAAGCAUGUGAAAUCGUUGGUGCCAUCCUACGCAGCAUUCCUUAAAAACCGAGAAGGUAAAACUCCAGAAGAAGUCUUCUUUACAUAUCAUAAAGAUCUUGUCGAAAAGAGUGAUGAAUGGCUUAGUCGUACAUCUGAAUCCUGCUCAGUGGUGGCCGCGCUGGUUGCCGGAGUUGCCUAUGCAACAUCAACCACUGUACCCGGUGGCAACGAUGACAAGACCGGCAAACCAACCUUAGAAAGACGUCCUGGAUUUGAUAUUUUUGCGAUCUCUGCACUCAUGGCACUCUGCUUCUCUGUCACUGCACUCAUCUUGUUCCUUUCCAUCCUGACCUCACGAAAACAACCCGCUGAUUUUAUGAAAAAAUUGCCUUUGAAACUUUUUUCGGCCUUAAGCUCACUGUUUCUGUCCAUUAUCUCAAUGUUCAUCUCUUUCUGCGCUGCGCAUUCCUUUGUGCUUGAGGACAAGUCCAAGAACUCAGUAGCGCUCAUCCUCUAUUGUAUCGUUUGUCUUCCUAUUUCCUUCACAAUUCUAGAAUUUCCACUCUACAUGGAUCUUUUCAGAGAAGCACGCUAUGAUGAUCCAGAGAAACGUGUGGCUUCUGAACCCAUUGAGAUGACCCAAGAAUUUCGCUAUUUCGAUUUUGCUAGUCCUUGGGAACAGCGUAGCGACGGAUGA
Molecule: messenger RNA, 1818 nt
Organism: Neltuma alba
Lineage: Eukaryota; Viridiplantae; Streptophyta; Magnoliopsida; Fabales; Fabaceae
Exons: 6
Coding region: 1-1818 (605 amino acids)
Cellular component (GO): membrane
Molecular function (GO): protein binding
Source: RefSeq, a predicted model, not a curated record